UGCUUUUGCCGUAUUUUGGAGGUCCGAACGGUCCGAACGUUGGGAGACGAAGUUUUUGUGUUCAUUCUGGAAAGUAGUGUAUUAGUAAGAGAUUUCUUAUUUUUUUCUACUAUUUGGAACGACUCUAUUCGAUUAGACGUAACCAUGAUGUCAGAUCCCAAGCAUUUCCUCUUGAUCUCAUCGACACACAAGUCAGGUUCAAGCUGCUCACCAGAGUCGAAGGGACUUUGACGGCUGACUAUCCACAUUAUAACUCCAACUGGAGCUCUUAGUCAAUUCGUGAAUCAUACUAAACAAAAAAUCCAACUAAGGCAGCACAAAACGAACAUAAAUCUGGCAAGCACACUUGAUCUUCUUGUCUUUGAAUUGAGUGCAUGUGUGAGCGCAAGCUAAGUACACACAAGUGCGAUAACGAGUCGUAUAGAGAGAUUUUCGAUUAGACGGAAAAUAAAUUGAAUGCAAAACGAAGUGAAUGUCCAUUGACGAAGACCCCAACACUGACCCGCACAACUCCUCGUUCAUCUCGGUGGGAUCCAACGAGUUUUCAACCGGGUCGAACAACCAGCCCGAAUCCCCGUUGGACGUUCUCUCACGAGCUGCAAGCAUGGUGGAGUCGGUUUCACCAACUUCUUCAUCAUCCUCGGGGGUAUCCCCGCCAACCAAACAACCAGGAUGUGAAAGGACCCCUUCUUUUAAGGAGAGGAUUCAUCCCAAGUUCCGGAAAACUACCACUCCGGAUUAUCUAAUGGCUGCUGAUCAAGCACGCACCAAUAAACUGCAGCAUCUCUAUCAAAGACAAAACUCAGGCAACACCGAAUCAAUGGUUGUGAACUCCUCAUCCAAUAUCCCAUUGGCCCUCUCAACCCUCACCGAUUACGCCAACGGCCGGGACAGCAAACCCAACGACAAUGAUGCCCCUUUGGACAUGAGCAUCAAGAAACGCUCCGAGUCUCCCCCUCCGCCGCCGGCUUACCGAUUCACACCUUUAAGGCGUUCUCCGCCCCUCCUACGAAUGGACGUUCCUCACAUACCGUUGGCGGUUCCUCCCUUGUAUGUCGCUCAAGCACCUCCACCUCCAUAUCCCACUCAGCGCACACCGUCGCCGCCCAUGGUUAAUGUUGAUAAUCAUCUACCUCCUCCUCCGAGUUAUGAAUCUGUUAAUGCUGGCAGACGGCUCGAACCCGUGUCUUUUGCCACAGUCUCGUCAACCACGCCAACGCCGCCCAUUCCUAAUGCGGAUAUUGCUCCCACAAGAGAAACGGAACGAGUUCGAGAGAUCACAAUCAUCACGAACAGUAACUCUGACUCUGAUCCGCUAUUGGAUGAGCAUUUUCGACGAUCUCUCGGGGCUAGUUAUCAUAACCUGUUCACCAAGGACAAGUCAGAACAUUCGUCCAAUUCACCACAAAGCCCAUCCUCACCAAGGACGGAGGAAGCUCAAUCGCCAAAGUCGGCGAAUGCAGAUUCAACUUUGAGAAAACCCACAAGCCGCAUUUCUCCCGGGCUCAAUAAUGAUGAUAUGGAAGUUGACCCAAUCGAACCGACUUCAAAUGAACCCGAUAUGAAGGGCUACACAGUUGAAGAUCACUUUGUUAAGGCCCUGGGAGACACAUGGCUAAAGAUAAAGGCCCAGAAAGAAAACCCGAAGCCUUUAAAUAGCACUGGUGGAGCGUCUUCGCCGUCAAUAACCUCGUCAACAUCAACCAAUGGCAAUCCAACGUCGAAUUCGCCGAAACCUCAAAUAGCAGCCCAAUGAAACUUCUCCCAAUUUUCGGCUGGCUUUCGAGAUCUUGAUUAAGAUUGUCAAUUCAAUGAGUUCCUACAUAAUUUGACUGCCGGACGGGAACCCAAAUUUUCACAAAGAUGAAAUAUCGAACAAACAAAAAUUCCUACAGAACCCUGCACACGCAUACCAAGAAGGACUGAUGAUGACGACCGUUGUUGCACACGCAUUGCAACUUGAAUGAGAACCCGCGAAACGUUUUGUUGAUUUGUUGAUAAUAUCUAGUUCUUCAAGCCAAUGCUGUAAAUGUCAUGCCCACAUGUUCUCAUCAAUAACAUAUUUAAAAAUGGUUCAG
This is a messenger RNA of Tigriopus californicus, 2078 nucleotides long. RefSeq names its product mucin-2-like. The transcript has 4 exons. The coding region runs from base 473 to 1756 and encodes 427 amino acids. The record is from RefSeq and is a predicted model, not a curated record. Gene Ontology annotation, molecular function: transcription coactivator binding. Gene Ontology annotation, biological process: negative regulation of DNA-templated transcription. NCBI's taxonomy places the organism in Eukaryota, Metazoa, Arthropoda, Copepoda, Harpacticoida, Harpacticidae.